Mytilus californianus (California mussel) is the source of this 879-nucleotide messenger RNA. RefSeq lists its product as uncharacterized. The record is from RefSeq and is a predicted model, not a curated record. Gene Ontology annotation, molecular function: metallopeptidase activity. The transcript is spliced from 6 exons. The coding region runs from base 1 to 864 and encodes 287 amino acids. Lineage: Eukaryota; Metazoa; Mollusca; Bivalvia; Mytilida; Mytilidae.
AUGAAGGACCAAAUGAUGUUGAGGUCGGAGGCCUUCACUAGAAUAACAUGUUCUAGUUCAAAAUAUUCUGCUCAACUAUCAACAAAAAGAACAUCCUUCAAACAUAAAUAUGUAGUCUGUGGUAGUGGAUCAAUUAUAUCUUACCAUUCUGCAAAUAGUAUAGACAUUGCAGCAACAGCAGCUAGUUCUAAUGCAGCACACCAAAAGGCUGCAGUAAUUGUCAGCAGAAUGGUAGCACAUAUGCCUUCAACAUAUUGUCACACUCUUGCAUCAAGAGCACAAGUUGGUGUGUUCACAAAGGCCGAAUCAAUGGCAGUUUACCCUGAUUACGCGUAUAUGGCAGAUAGACCAGAAUGUAGAGGAAUCUGCAGUGGUAGUUGUUCAUCUACAUGUACGUUUGAUGGUAGGAAAUGGUCAACUACAGCUGGUUCCGGUGGUCGUUUGGCUUCCAUUCUAGAUGACAAUCUGUUGUGUGACAGUCAAGAUCCCUAUCGUUAUGGCUUUAAUGUUCUGAUACAUGAAUUCGCUCAUACAAUUCACGGCUAUGCGCUUGAUGGAAGCAUGAAAUCACGGAUAACUAACGCAUAUAACGCUGCCAGAAGUCAUGGUACUUGGAGUGCAUCAUCGUAUGCUAUGUCUAACGAUAAAGAAUAUUUUGCGCAAGGUACAUCAGCUUGGUUCAACGCAGAUCAUAGAAACCCACAUGGAAAUGUAAUGUCAUCUUGUAAUAACCAUCAGUGUUCUAACGAGAUGGCAGAGAGACGUCAUAUUUAUGACAAAGACAGGGAACUGUACAACAUUCUAGCUUGGGUUUACGACAGUAACCAGGUUAGCCAACCAGGGAACCUUGCAACAUGUAUUUAAAACUACAUAAAGUAA